This is a messenger RNA of Aphidius gifuensis, 913 nucleotides long. RefSeq names its product DE-cadherin-like. NCBI's taxonomy places the organism in Eukaryota, Metazoa, Arthropoda, Insecta, Hymenoptera, Braconidae. Gene Ontology annotation, biological process: homophilic cell-cell adhesion. The coding region runs from base 33 to 548 and encodes 171 amino acids. Gene Ontology annotation, cellular component: membrane; catenin complex. Gene Ontology annotation, molecular function: calcium ion binding; cadherin binding. The transcript is spliced from 6 exons. The record is from RefSeq and is a predicted model, not a curated record.
CAAUAAUCAAUGAUCAAGUAACUUGAUAUAAAAUGAAUGAACGACAACGUUUGAUAUGUUGGACAUUAACGUCUGGAACAAUUGCAAUUUUAAUUCUCAUAGUUGUUACUUUGGAGUAUCCAAUGUUAACUCAUUCAAAAAAUUCAGAGCCUCGAGUGGAACUUUUACAAGCUGAUGAAACAUUGAUAAACAAUUACAAUCAAAAUAAUAAACCAGUUUUUACGAAUUGUAAUAAUUAUCAUCCUUCUAUGAAUGAAGGAGAACGACCUGGCUAUCCAGUCAUACAAGUACAAGCUGUUGAUCCAGAUCCAAUAGAUCAAGGAGGCAAAAUUACAUAUAGUCUUCUAAAUAAACAAGUAGAUGAGGAACUCGGUUUUGAGAUAAACAAUAAGACAGGAUGGAUCAGCACAACAGAGACAAAGCCAACUUCUAGAAAAGAAGCUUGGUUGACUGUUGUUGCAACUGACAAUGGAUAUUAUCCAUCGUCAAGUGAAUGUUCUUUCAAAAUCACUAUUAAAAAAAAAUACUCAUUUGAUAAAAUGAAAUAAAAAAUACUAAUGCCAAAAAAAUUAUAAAUAAUAAAAAAAUAACUUACAAAUAAAUAAAGAAAAAUAAUUAAUUUAUUUUUUUGGUUUAUAAACUUAAAUACAUUUUGUAAUUAUUUAAAUUAAUUUAAAUCAAUUGAAAUCGAUUGUUAUUACAAAUUAAUACACACUUUUUUUUAAUAAAAAUAUUUUUAUAUUAAUGAAUUGAUAAUUAAUUAAUUAUUUAUUAUUAUUUUAGACUGAGAAGUUUAAUUAUUUCCUAAGCUUUUGUAUUAGCUAAAUCAUCUUCAAUAAUUUUUUCAAGUUAUUAUCUUUACAAGUUAUAAAAACAUAUUGUUAUUUAAAUUUUUUAUAAAUAAAAUUAUCAA